Saccostrea cuccullata (small rock oyster) is the source of this 733-nucleotide messenger RNA. RefSeq lists its product as uncharacterized. NCBI's taxonomy places the organism in Eukaryota, Metazoa, Mollusca, Bivalvia, Ostreida, Ostreidae. The transcript has 6 exons. Bases 80 to 733 code for a protein of 217 amino acids. The record is from RefSeq and is a predicted model, not a curated record.
UUGCUCAAAAUUUACUUUCGUUUUAGUUUUGGAUGGUGCCAUAAAAUAACAAAGAUGCCGUGCUCUUCGGAUUCAUCAUAUGAUUGCCAGAGGCCAAAGGAGACAGCAAGAAAAUUGUCUUGUUUUAGCUGUUUUACUGCUGUGUUUCCUUUCUUAUAUGGGUGAAAGUAGCAGAAAUUGCCCACAGUCAAAAAUGACGGUCCAAUACGUAAAACGUUGUCCAGGAACACGGAAUGAGUGGAUGGAUGCAGCAGUGAGAAAGAAUUGCUCAAGCAUUACUCAAGAUUGCGUCAAACCAGAAAACUUCCAAUACCAUUGUGUGAUUAAUUCGCUCAUGAAUGCGACAAUGGAAGUUUGUGCACCCAUUUGGUUUUGUAUAGGAUUUUGUGCAGAAUACAACCUACAAGGAGAACGAAUUCAGGACAAUUUCAGAGCACCGUGUACAACAUUCUCCAAACCAUGCCCUCCAAGAUAUCUCUCUUCUGAUGCAUAUCUAUACCAAGAAUGUUACAGAUUAGUAGAGAUUCAAAAGAAGAAAUCGGUUUUCGUUGUUACUACAGAAGAUAGUGGGAAUGAUGUACCAAACAAUGGAACAGAAACCAUCAUAAUUGUGUCCAUAAUAUGCAUUAUUGCUGUUCUGUUACCAGCUCUUGCGGUGAUAUUUUACAGAAGACAACGUGGUAUGUAUUUAUUCAAAAGCUGCAAUUGCUUUCAUUGUUCCACUUAUCGAUGA